AUGGUUUCUAAAAGCGACGUAGCUCUGAAUAUUGAUCGAGUUGCUAGCUUUGGCGGAGUGGUCCGUGAUGUAGAAGGUGUGUGGAAGAUUGGUUUCAAUCGUAAUCUUGGGGACUUCUAUUCUCCCAACGUUUUCCUUGUCGAGCUUCUUGCGGUGCAGUCAGCCAUCAAUCUUAUUAUCAACCUUGAUUUCCCUCAAGUCAUAGUGGAAAGUGACUCCAUCGAUGUAGUAAACUUGCUUGAUGGCCAGGAUGUGUCUUCUCAUCAAUAUGAACACAAUGUUCUUGACAUACUUCAACUUAAGGCAGCUCAUGGAGCUCUAGUUAUCCGAUAUGCUCCAAGGGAAUUGAAUUCCUUGGUUGACUUUUUAGCUAAGGUAGGACUGUCUCUGGACUUUGGAACUCAUACAUUUGACUCUCCUUUCGGUGAGUGCCACUCCCUUCUGUUUCGAGACUUGACUCUUUCCCCAAUCCCUCCUGUAGGGUCUAGUAUUCGUUAG
This is a messenger RNA of Lotus japonicus, 498 nucleotides long. RefSeq lists its product as uncharacterized. Bases 1 to 498 code for a protein of 165 amino acids. Gene Ontology annotation, molecular function: nucleic acid binding; RNA-DNA hybrid ribonuclease activity. NCBI's taxonomy places the organism in Eukaryota, Viridiplantae, Streptophyta, Magnoliopsida, Fabales, Fabaceae. The transcript has a single exon. The record is from RefSeq and is a predicted model, not a curated record.